UGACUGAGUGUGUGUGUUUGUGCGUGCGUGCGCACGCUCGUGUGUGUGUGAGAGAGAGAGAGAGUGACUGAGUGUGUGUGUGUGUCAGACAGACAGAAGAGCAUCUGCAAUAUGAAGAAUGGAAGAAGACGAAGUGACGAUCAGAGAGCAGAACUUCCACAGUCAGGUUCGAGAGUACAUAAUCUGUUUUCUACUGUUUGCAGUGCUGUACAUCGUGUCUUACUGCAUCAUCACUCGCUAUAAGAGGAAAACUGAUGACCAUGAAGAUGAAGAUGCUAUUGUCAAUAGAAUUUCAAUGUACUUGUGUACGUUCACGCUGGCCGUGUCUGGAGGGGCGGUUCUCCUCCUGCCGUUUUCCAUAAUCAGCAACGAGAUCCUCCUCUCCUUUCCCAAGAACUACUACAUCCAGUGGCUCAAUGGAUCCCUCAUCCACGGUCUGUGGAAUCUGGUGUCUCUCUUCUCAAAUCUCUGUCUCUUUGUGCUCAUGCCUUUCGCAUAUUUCUUCCUGGAGUCGGAGGGAUUUGCCGGUUCUAAAAAGGGCAUUAAGGCGCGAGUGUUGGAGACGUUUGUGAUGCUGUUUCUCCUCGGUCUGCUCAUCCUGGGCAUCGUUUGGGUGGCAUCUGCCCUCAUUGACAAUGAUGCAGCGAGCAUGGAGUCUCUGUAUGAUCUGUGGGAGUUCUACCUGCCGUACCUGUACUCCUGCAUCUCUCUGAUGGGCGGUCUGCUCCUCCUCAUGUGUACACCAGUGGGUUUGUCCCGGAUGUUCACAGUGAUGGGUCAGCUCCUGGUGAAGCCCACGAUAUUGGAGGAUCUGGACGAGCAGAUGUACUGUAUUCAGCUACAGGAAGAGGCCCUGCAGCACAAGCUGAAUGGUGCAUCCUUCAAUUCCCAUUUACAGCCAAAUUCCCAGCAUCUCUACAAGGAGCUUGAUAACGUCCGCAGCCAGAGGCACAAGCUAGAGAGGAAGAAGAAGGCCUCAGCUUGGGAGAAGAACCUUCUUUACCCCAUCGUGAUGCUGAUUCUGCUCGCCGGCACGGCGAUUUCGGUCUUCCUGGUGGCUCUGAACAUCCUGUACCUGCUUGUGGAUGAAACUGCGCUGCCGAAAGGAUCAGCGGACCCAGACAUUGGUAAUGCGUCCCUGUCCACCUUCGGCGUCGUCCAGGCGGUGGUUGAAAUCAUCCUGAUGAUUUAUCUGAUGGUUUCCUCUGUGGUGGGAUUCUACAGCCUCCGCAUCUUCCAGGGGCUCACACCCAGACAGGACGACACCACCAUGACCUCGAUCAUUGGAUGCUGUGUGUCUAUCCUGGUCUUGAGCUCUGCGUUGCCAGUCAUGUCCCGAACACUCGGAAUCACUCGCUUUGAUUUGCUGGGAGAUUUCGGACGUUUUAAUUGGCUGGGAAACUUCUACAUAGUCCUGUCCUACAACCUCCUGUUCGCUGUGGUGACGACGCUGUGCCUGGUGCGAAAGUUCACUUCAGCUGUGAGAGAGGAACUACUGAAAGCUCUGGGUCUAGAUAAAUUGAACCUGUCAAACAGCCCCACGGAGCCGGAGUCGGGAAAACUCGCCGCCAACGGACAUCAGAAAACUCUCUGAGACGUGCACUCGCACUUUUCCCCACGCAUAUCCACAGUGUGGGUGUUUACCAGUAAAGAGAAAGGGGUGGUGGUCUUUAAAUUCUGCAAAUUCUGCAAAGUAAGUAAAGAAAGUGAGAAGAAGAUUCCAGAAAUACAGCGGUUGGACAAUGAAACUGAAACACCUGUCAUCAUUUUAGUGUGGGGUUUUAGGUUUCAUGGCUAAAUUGGAACGGCCUGAUUGCACCAGUAAGAGCAGAGUGUGAAGGUUCAAUUAGCAGGGUAAGAGCCUUUAGCACAGUUCUGCUCUAAAUAUUGCAAUGCACACAACAUUAUGGCAUUAUGGGUGACAUACCAGAGUUCAAAGAGGACAAAUUGUUGGUGCACGUCUUGCUGGAGCAUCUGUGACCAAGACAGCAAGUCUUUGUGAUGCAUGAAGAGCCACGGUAUCCAGGGUAAUGUCAGCACACCACCAAGAAGGACCAACCACAUCCAACAGGAUUAACUGUGGACGCUGUAAGAGGAAGCUGUCUGAAAGGGAUGUUCAAAGGGGUGCUAACACGGAUUGUAUCCAAAAAACUCCAUAAAACCACGGCUGAUCAAAUCACGCAGAAUUCAAUGUGCACCUCAACUCUCCUGUUUCCACCAGAACUGUCCGUCACCACAAUACAUUAUUGUUCUCUAAAACCAGGUGUUUCAGUUUCAUUGUCCAAACCCCUGUAAAGUGGCGUAAAUGAAGAUCUCGACUCCCGAGCCGGAGAUGAUGGAUCACUAAAGCCAGUAUAAAAUGCCUUCAGGAGGAAAGAAAGAAAAAUUGUGACCCUUUCCCAGUUGGACAGUAUUGUAUUGUGUUGUGUUGGUUCUAUAGAAGUCGGAGAACUCUUUGACCUCUGCAAAUGUUUUGUACAGUUUUUCUUUUUAUGAUUUUUUUUUCUUUGUUUUAUAAUUUUUUGUGCUGCACUCCACUCCUGUGUGAUCACACCAUACCACUCUUCAUUCUUCACCUGUUCCCUUCUUUUCUGUUUCACAGAGGUGAUUGUGAUUGAUGGGCGGGGCCGUUCUGACAUGUGAUAUUUUACAUUUUAUGUAAAUUUUAUGUGCUAUAAUUAAUGUACUAAAACAGCGAGCUGUGUAUCACUCGGUAGGUGUGUGCACUUUCUGUUGCCCGAAAGAUGAAUUAGUGAAUCCUGUAAACCUGUGAAUUUCCUACAGAAAUGUAGAAGAAAAAAAGCUUUAAAACAAAAAAAAUGCUUUUAAUGAGCUAAAACUAGAACCUAGAAACAGCAAAUCGCUCACUGCUCACGUCACAAUCCUCACGUUCAGUUUUCUAUUCCAUAAAAAUAUAAGGCUUAACAUAAAACAACCUAUAAGCACCAAAUGUCUCUAAUAUUCAGCUCUGGGAAAAAAAAUUAAGAGAGCACUUCAGUUUCUGAAUCAGUUUCUCUGAUUCUGCUAUUUAUAGGUUUAUGUUUGAGUAAAAUGAACAUUGUUGUUUUAUUCUAUAAACUACAGACAACAUUUCUCCCAAAUUCCAAAUAAAAAAGAUGCAGAGCUUUCAGAGCUCAAAUAAUGCAAAGAAAUCAAGUUCAUAUUCAAAGUUUUAAGAGUUCAGAAAUAAUCAAUAUUUGGUGGAAUAACCCUGGUUUUUAAUCACAGUUUCCAUAAAUCUUGGCAUGUUCUUCUCUUCCUCCACCAGUCUUACACACUGCUUUUGGAUAACUUUAUGCUGCUUUACUCCUGGUGCAAAGAUUUAAGGAGCAGUUCAGUUUGGUGGUUUGAUGGCUUGUGAUCAUCCAUCUUCCUCUUGAUUAUAUUCCAGAGGUUUUUAAAAUUUGGUAAAAUUAAAGAAACUCAUCAUUUUUAAGUGCUCUUUUCUUAUUUUUACCAGAGCUGUUUCUAAAGUAUUUUUUCAGUGUAGAUGCAUGUAUUUAGCACAUUUCUCUUGCUGUUUAGUAAGUUUAAGAAGUAGCUGCUGUUUAACAGUGAGGUCAGAACAUCGCUGGCUGCGGAUCGAUCGCUAAAACAGUCGAGCCUUAACUCUCUUUACUCUUUAACUUUAAGUAGUUGUUCUUAAAAAACGUUACUGAGAUGUUCAUUAGUUAUUUCGGUAACACUUUAUAAUAACUUUCAUUAAUAUAUAUUUUUUAACUAAUGAUCAGUAGAUGUGAACAAAGCAGUAGUUCAUCAGAAUUUGAAUAUUAACAAAUGCUCACACAUUACAUUAAUUUAUCAGCAUGGAUAUUUGUAUUAAUAAUGUUAGCAAAUCAUUCAUUAGCUCAUCAGAAUCUCUGCUGAUUUGUGGCUUUAAAGGGGAAUUGUUCACAUUUUUCACAAAUGUCUUUUUUACUGUUAAGUAAUUCAGACAGAAUUUGGUGUGAAAAUAUAGUAAGACGAAUUUGACUUGAAGCUCGCCAUCAGCUGCCAGAGCCCUGAGAGAGCACACUAGUCCUUGCUCUCUCUCUGGGUGGGUACAGUACAGUUGAUGGCGCUCUCUCUUUUCCCUCAUCACUCCUAGGGUGAUGUGGAUCAGCAAAGAGCUGCGUCUGUGAGCUGAUGUAUCAGAACCGAGUCGCUGCGCUUUCAUCCGAGCGUUAGCGCUUUGAUGAUGCAACUCGGCCAUGCCACAUCAUCACCAGCAGCAAAAGAGGCGGAGUCUUGCUAGUAAAUACGAAUUUUAAACCGGGCAAAUUUUUAUCAAUUGCAGUUCAUGUUGCAAUCAAUGCCUUCAUUAGUAUUUAUAAAUGUGAUAGCAACCUUUUAGUUUCUUAAAAUGUAUAAAAUAACAUUUAUUAAUCAUUAGUUAAUAGUAUAUUAAUGAAAGUUAUUAUAAAGUGUUACCGUUAUUUGUUGUUUUCUUGUUUUAUCAGUAGAACUCGCAUCGCAAGAAGUGCUUUCUCUGAAAAUGUUGAGUUUAGUUUUUUUUUUAAAA
Messenger RNA from Astyanax mexicanus (Mexican tetra), 4501 nucleotides. It is a transcript of the gene lmbr1, whose product is annotated as limb development membrane protein 1. Gene Ontology annotation, molecular function: transmembrane signaling receptor activity. The coding region runs from base 119 to 1594 and encodes 491 amino acids. The transcript is spliced from 17 exons. The record is from RefSeq and is a predicted model, not a curated record. NCBI's taxonomy places the organism in Eukaryota, Metazoa, Chordata, Actinopteri, Characiformes, Acestrorhamphidae. Gene Ontology annotation, biological process: signal transduction.